GGUUAAUCUGAUGUAAGCAACGCCUCACCUCAUUCUGCCCGCCUGCACCCCCACAUCGCGCCUCUUCUCUCCUCCAGAGAGAUUUUGAGCUCUGUUUCUCCAGCACAGCACUUCUGAAUCUCCCUCAGCUGAGAGGAUCUGGGCAUCAUGGCUGCUACCGGAACAUUCCGCAUGGUGUCUGAGGAGGAGCAGGCAUUACGUGCCAAGCUUGAGCAUCUGACCGUUAAGGAUCAUGGGCCAGUGUACGGGCCUUGUAAGAAACUUCCGGACCACACAACACAGAAGGCUAAAGAUGAAUUGAAUGAGACUGAGGAAAAGAGGGUGUCUUCUGUAAAAGAACUGAGGGUCAUGAUGAAAGACAAGGCAAGCGAAGGGGAUGAUCUCUCCAGGGCUGUGCAGGAAAAAUUUGGGGACAAACCAGACUCCCUCCUGCUGAGGUUCAUACGUGCUCGCAAGUUUGACGUGACAAGAGCACAUGAGCUCAUGAAAGGUUAUGUGCGUUUUAGGCGAGACUACCCUGAGUUGUUUGAGAAUUUAACCCCAGAGGCAGUACGCAGUACCAUUGAAGCGGGUUACCCACGAAUCCUCUCCACCAGGGACAAGUACGGCCGUGUGGUGCUGCUCUUCAACAUUGAGAACUGGGAUCUAGAGGAGGUUACUUUUGAUGAAACUCUGCGUGCAUACUGUGUAAUCCUUGAGAAGCUUUUGGAAAACGAAGAGACCCAAAUCAACGGUUUUGUCCUCAUUGAGAAUUUCAAGGGCUUUACCAUGCAGCAUGCAUCUGGCAUCAAACACACAGAGCUGAAGAAAAUGGUAGACAUGUUACAGGACUCUUUCCCAGCACGAUUCAAGGCAGUGUAUGUGAUCCACCAGCCCUGGUACUUCACAACCACCUAUAAUGUAGUGAAGCCCUUCAUGAAGAGCAAACUGCUGGAGAGGGUUUUUGUACAUGGUGAUGAGCUGAAUGGAUACUUAAGAGAUUUUGGUGCUGAAAUCCUGCCACCGGACUUUGAUGGUAUGGGUCCCAUGUGUGAUGGCAAAGAGACAGCAAUCAAGCUGUUUGGUUCUGAAGACACGGCCCUUUAAUUGCCCAGAACCAGUAGUAGAAGACUCUGAUUUUCACCAACCUUUUUGUUGAUUUUGAAUAUAAAGUUAUUAGAAUGUUUUAUAGAAACUAUGGAGAAAUGAAAAAAUACUACUGUUGUGAUACAGUGGUUUCAUGAAAGGUCAUCUUAAGAGAGAUGGAAAUGUUACAGAACAUACAUGAUCACAUUUGAAAUUCCUCUGUAUAUAAACAGAAAGUUUUUUUCAAAGAUAAAUUGGCAGUGACUGCCUUGAAAAACUGUGGCCUGAGGUGUAUCAUAAGAAAGUUUUAUACUCAUCGUAAUGUGUAGAAAAUAAAUGUUGUAAUUAGUGUGUCAAAAAGAUAAUUCCAUGCCUUGACCAAGAAAUAAUCAGCCACUUACUGUAUUUUAUUUUAGACUGCAUUGCUUGUGAAUGGCUUAUUGAGCCAAGUAGAUGUAAUAUUUUUGCUGUCGUUGUUAACUCAUGUUGGUUGUGUAAAGACUAAGACUUUGUUUCCAAUAAA
Molecule: messenger RNA, 1588 nt
Organism: Myxocyprinus asiaticus (Chinese sucker)
Lineage: Eukaryota; Metazoa; Chordata; Actinopteri; Cypriniformes; Catostomidae
Product: retinaldehyde-binding protein 1-like
Exons: 8
Coding region: 148-1086 (312 amino acids)
Cellular component (GO): membrane
Molecular function (GO): phosphatidylinositol bisphosphate binding
Source: RefSeq, a predicted model, not a curated record